Molecule: messenger RNA, 402 nt
Organism: Penicillium mononematosum
Lineage: Eukaryota; Fungi; Ascomycota; Eurotiomycetes; Eurotiales; Aspergillaceae
Product: HNH endonuclease signature motif containing protein
Exons: 3
Coding region: 1-402 (133 amino acids)
Source: RefSeq, a predicted model, not a curated record
AUGAAUUGGCAACAUUGGGAAGAAGCCAAGCUUUCCGACGACAUCCUAAUCGCCCAAACUGAAGGCGCACACAUUAUUCCGUACUCAUAUGCCAGCCGGAAAAUCUCAACAGUGCAGACAAAGCGUGCUAGUGCCUGGACACUUCUCUAUGAAAGCUUUCCUGCUCUACGAAACACGAUACAUUCCGAGUCAAUCAAUGACCCUGCAAACGGAAUGACACUUAUCACAGACCUGCAUGCUUGGUUCGGCACCUUUCAACUGGCAUUUGAGGCCACAGAUAAAGCAAACGAGUAUAAUAUUCUUACUUUCAGAAAGCCACCAGCCACCGCCGGAACGAUUCCAGACAAGGUCACAUUCACGAACGCUGCGCCAGAUAAUAUUUCACUUCCGGACCCCGUCUGA